Messenger RNA from Rhipicephalus sanguineus (brown dog tick), 606 nucleotides. RefSeq names its product solute carrier family 13 member 2-like. Gene Ontology annotation, molecular function: succinate transmembrane transporter activity; citrate transmembrane transporter activity. Gene Ontology annotation, biological process: monoatomic anion transmembrane transport; citrate transport. The record is from RefSeq and is a predicted model, not a curated record. The transcript is spliced from 3 exons. NCBI's taxonomy places the organism in Eukaryota, Metazoa, Arthropoda, Arachnida, Ixodida, Ixodidae. The coding region runs from base 1 to 606 and encodes 201 amino acids.
AUGCAAGCGGACGUCUCGCAACAGCCCGCCGUGGUCGUGGUGGCGCGCGACAACGAGCCGGGACAGGGUGGCGUGUGGAACACGCAGCGCAUGCUGCUGGGCUACGUGUCUCCUUUCAUGCUCGCACCGCUACUCGUCCUCAGAACGGAGAUCUCCAAGUGUCUCUACAUGGUGCUGCUCAUGUCAAUGAUGUGGCUGUCCAUGGUUCUGCCGCAAGCGGCCACGGCGCUGCUGCCGCUGCUCGUGAUCCCGGUGAUGGGAAUAGCACGAUCGAAAGAUGUGGCUUCCCUGUACUACAGUGACGCCGUGGUGUCCCUGAUCUGCAGCUCAGCGUUCGCCGUCGCCAUGGACCGGAGCCGGCUGCUACGUCGGGGCUCGCUCAUUCUGCUGGCCAGCGAGGGCCUGUUGUUCCGGCCCACGGUUCUGGCCACUCUGGUAUGCGCGGCAAGCGCAGCGCUGGCCGCCCUGGCGAGACCCACGUUGGCCGUCACCGUCAUGUCGGCCGCUGCUCGAGCGCUCAUCCUCGAGCUGCAGAGGUCCUCGGUGCUCAAGUACUCGAAGCCCGUGGUAGCGUCCAUGCCUGGAGGCGAGCUCCCUUUCUUUUAA